Chrysemys picta bellii (western painted turtle) is the source of this 5531-nucleotide messenger RNA. RefSeq names its product RAB39B, member RAS oncogene family (gene RAB39B). NCBI's taxonomy places the organism in Eukaryota, Metazoa, Chordata, Testudines, Emydidae. Gene Ontology annotation, cellular component: Golgi apparatus. Gene Ontology annotation, molecular function: GTP binding; myosin V binding; GTPase activity. Gene Ontology annotation, biological process: Rab protein signal transduction; vesicle-mediated transport. The record is from RefSeq and is a predicted model, not a curated record.
CUAGGUGGCUGAGCCUUGCACAAUGCGCCUCUUCGUUUUACCAGGUUGAUCCGUUUGCUAAUUUCCUUUGUCUUCAGCUAAAAUAUGAAUCUCUGUUGUGUUCGUUUUUUUUGGUGAGUAGCUUCUUUUCUAGUCAAUGUGGUAGAGUAAGACAAAAGGUGGCUGCUCCUCUAUCCUGGGGAUUACAGUAGCUGCUGAUGCCAAUGAUGAGUCAGAGUGUUUGGUGCUGAUGUUGCUGCCAUUUCAUCAGCUCUGUGAUCCCCAGCAUCCCCUAUUCACCAGCUCUCCAUCUUUACAACCCUGGGCAUCUCUGCGACUGAAGUCCACACUGGAGGAAGGGCUGCGAUUCUUCUGUCUGCAGGGAAAUGAAACCUCUGCUCUGGAGCUAGCCGGGUGCCCUUGAGGACUAUCCCCUUUGUAAUCCCUGAUUGGAGGCACAGAAUAAUAGCGCCUAGGAAGCCUUCUAGCAUCGGGUUGGGUUUUUUUGUUUUGUUUUAAUCAAGAUCGGACUUCCUGAACCUGGAGGCUUUGAUCUUCCUGUGUGCAGGGUGGAUUCUGUUUUGGUGAGGGGGAUUCAGAACCUUUUCUUGGAGUCCUUCCUUGCUGACCUGGAUUUAGGCUGCUGAAUUAUAGCUCUAGAUAUUUGUGUUAACACAGCGAGAGAGAAAAAAAGGUUGGAGCCCUUGAAUGAGAGCUGGAAAUUCAAUCCAACCCCUUUUCUGCUUUUGUAACUAGGCCAGCCAUUGCCAAGUUCUUUUCAAUGAAUUACAAAAGCAUUUCUCUGCAAUUGCGAAGGGAAAUACGGAUCAGUAGCAAAAUGCAUGUCGGAUCCUGAUUAAAAAAGCAAAACAACAGGUGGCGAAGAGGGAAAUCUAGGAGGGUUUGGGGCAAAAUGGAGACCAUCUGACCUUUGCAUUUCCAGCAGAGACAUCUUGCGUGUGUGUUGCAGAACUGGAGGCAGAGGCGGGGGUGCAAUCCUGCCACCCGCAUCUCCCUCGAGAAGAUUUCCCAGCAGCCAGAAACCAUGACUGGCCAGGGGAAGAGCGAUCCCACGCAUUUUGAAGGCUUCCCUGAUACCCACCUUCCACGCAGACCUGCCCUUGUAGUGCUUGUAUUUCUCUCCUAAAGAAGAAAGCCAGAACCUAGCAGCAGCGGUGAGACUGAGCCGCCCUCUGGUGGGCAGUGCGGGCGAGGCAGCGCGCCCUCUGGUGGGCAGUGUCCCUACAGCGCCCUCUGCUGGGUGCCUCCCUUGGACCCGGCUGCAGGACUGUGAGCAGAAGCGCCGGGCACCUGCUGGCCGCAGAGCCUCCCUCGCAUCCGGGCAGGGCUCGGCAUGGGCUGCGUGGAGCGUGCCUGGUACUAGGCGCUUUGCAAAGGCUGCAUUGCACCAGGCGAGCCCUGGGCGCAGCGCUCAGCGAGGCCAGACCUGGGCGCAGGGGCGAGCCGCUGGGGGGAAGCAUGGAAGCGAUUUGGCUCUACCAGUUCCGCCUGAUCGUGAUCGGAGACUCCACCGUGGGCAAAUCCUGCCUGAUCCGCCGCUUCACCGAGGGGCGCUUCGCCCAGGUCUCGGACCCCACGGUGGGCGUGGAUUUCUUCUCCCGGCUGGUGGAGAUUGAGCCGGGGAAACGGAUCAAGCUGCAGAUCUGGGACACGGCCGGGCAGGAGCGAUUCAGAUCCAUCACCAGAGCCUACUACAGAAACUCAGUAGGCGGGCUCCUCUUAUUUGACAUUACAAACCGCAGAUCCUUCCAGAACGUCCAUGAGUGGCUAGAAGAGACAAAGGUGCACGUCCAGCCCUACCAGAUUGUCUUCGUUUUGGUAGGUCACAAAUGCGACCUUGACACACAGCGGCAAGUCACUAGACACGAGGCUGAGAAACUGGCUGCUGCAUAUGGCAUGAAGUACAUUGAGACAUCUGCUCGGGAUGCCAUUAACGUGGAGAAGGCCUUCACUGACCUGACUCGAGAUAUAUACGAGCUUGUUAAAAGGGGGGAAAUUUCGAUCCAGGAGGGCUGGGAAGGGGUAAAGAGUGGGUUUGUACCGAACGUAGUGCACUCUUCAGAAGAGGUGGUGAAAUCAGAUAGGAGAUGCUUGUGCUAAUCACGUCUAGUGAGAAAAGCUAUGAUGAACUCUACUAAUCAAACAUACUCUAUUAAGUGAACUCAGUGUGAUGGAAAGGGAUUGUAACACUAGCAUGGUGAAUGGCCUCACACGUUGUUUUGAACACCAGAGGAACAGAACCAAGAAAGAAAUGGUCAGUUCCAAAUAACCUCUUUCAGAACUGGGGGGGAGGGCUACAAACCUAUAUGAGAAUGAACAAAGGUGCAUGUUUAUGUUAUAAGAGAUGGGAGGCAUAAGAACAAGAGAGGAUCUGAAUGAGAUGGUACAGAACAGGGAAUUUUACAUGUACUGUUUUUCUAUGCCAUGUGUUGAAGCCACAGUCUGAACAGUCUAUUAAUACAACACACACGAGAGGAGAGAGAAAAUCUUGGUUUGCAUCAACAAUUUAUUUCCAGGAAGAUUAGAAUAUAGUGCGGUUUCCAUUCCUGAAUGUUACUUCCAGGGUUAACUCAAAAGAAACAUUUUACAGAUGUGGCACACACACUUUUGUGGCUUAAUGUUCUUGUACCUCGUUAAAACAUAGACUAAGACUAUAAUAUGGUACUUUAAAAGGAAAAUAAGGGUUAUUUUAUUGAUAAUUAAAACUUAAGCAUCACCAUCCCCCUGAAGAGGGGUGUUUUCCUUGCCCUGCCUAGCUGAGACUAAGGACCAAGUCCAGCAUGACCACUCCAAUUAUCAUUAUCGGAUGAAUUUAUAAAUACUUAUUAUCUCUCUACAUGAUUGUAGUAGAAGUACCUCGACUAUAUGGAUUUCCAAUAUAAUUAACAGAUCAGGAGUAUAAAGCUUCCUAAGUGUAUCCUCAGAUCCAGUAUCUCACAGAUGGGUCAUGGCAACCAGUGAUUAGCAGUCAGGUGGGAAAUGCAGAUAUUUCUGUCUUACUGUCAGAAGUAGAGUGAUGUUGGCAGCAUUUCACUGUAAACUUACAUUGCUCCUUAGGAAAAAAGGAAAGAACAAAAGAAAACUAAAGAAGGUUUAAAUCAAGAGCAUCAUACAUCCCGGAAGGUGGGGUUUCCUUUUAAAGAACAAGGGAAAGAGCUGGUUCCAGUACUGAAAGCAGUGGCUAGUGGCAGCAUUUUCUGCUCUUAUUGUGUUGCUUUCUUUACUGGCAUCUGGGGAAGGAGAGAAAUAGGAAGUGGAAGGAGGGGUAUAGAGAUGAAGUGUCUGAGAGGGUGAAAAGGGAAGAAGAGAGAAGCAUAGGAGAAAAUGUCUUCUCUUUGUUUUAUUUAUAUUCUACCCAAGAUGGGGCCUACACCGGGCAGGUAGCUGACUUACAAAGGCUAUAACUAAGUGUCCAUUUUCUGGGAACACCAUCUACCAUUUCAGCUUUGCUUUGUGUAAGUACUGUAUUAACUAAAGCUUUUGGAAUGCAGAAGGGUAACAAUGCGCCUGUAUUGUGCCGAGGAGGAUCAACAUGUUAGCAAAACAUACAGUGACAUUUAUUCAAGUUUGCGAGCUUUACAAGCCAAACUGUUAAUUUGGUUAUGAGGGAUUAGGCAAACCACUAAGAGAUCCAGCAUUUGAAUACAGGCCUCCAGGUAGACAAGAAUAAAGUACUUCUAAUUGCUCCUCUAAGGUACCAUGUUCCAUAAGAGUAUGAUUUUUGACAAGCUGAAUCUGUCGCUCUUCAGAUCCAUUCUUGUGUUUUGUACCAUUUGAGCCUGACUGUAUCAUAAAAAUAACAAGACCAUUGCUUAGGUAUGAAAGCUGUAAAAAAUUUAAAUGAAUAAUAUUUUACCUUUAAAUUUUCUAGUAACAUUUGCAAUCCUUGAGCUCAGCGGGUGAGAGCAAACAUGGUAUGCCACUGUGAAUUCAUAGCAAACAUAGAUCCAGAGGAUAUUGAAAUGGGGGUUGGCUGCGGGAAAUGAUACAGCCUUUUACUUCUGAAUACCAAUGGUCAAUCUUGAUUAGGUUACAAUUGUAUUCAGUUUGCUGGCCUAACUCUAAGACCCCCAUUCAACUCCCACUGAAGUCCAUGGAAGCCUUUCCAAUGAUUUCAAGAGAAGGUAGAUAUGGCCCUCAGUCUGCAGUGUGCAUUACAAAACCUCUUUCUUGAAUGGCCCAAUUUGGCAUGAUUGGGAAUCUUGGCUCAGGAGAGACCUACAACAACACGGGUAUUGCAGGCGAUCCCCCCCUCAGCUUGCACUGACGUCAGCGAGAACUGAGGGGCAUUGGUGGGGUGUGGUGAGGCACAUGCAGCAUUUACCCGGAGUUGUCAGUCUCUGACCUUCACGAACAAGAGCAGCCAUAUUUAAAAGGGUCCAAUGUUUAUGUACCUUUAUUCACUGAACGGAAAAUAUGCCAAGCUUCCAUUUUAGCCUUUCAAGGCUGAGUCAGCUCUAAAGUUGUCUCAGAUUUUCUAGUUUAAACAACAAUCUGUCUUAAAUGUAGAGACUUUGGUUUAAUCCAGUAAUACUCUGUGAACAUGGAUGGAAGUAAAACUUAUGGGGCCUGUCAUGUUUCCUGUAUCACCAAAGUCUCACGAGCCAGCAUUGCAGGACCUCACUGAUGGGGGAAAUGAUUGAGCUUUUCACUGCAUUUCCUUUUUUAUUUUUUUUUUUAAUGAUACAGAAAAUCUACAUUUCAGUUAGUGGGGUUGGGUUUUUAGUAUUUAAAUAUAAAAUUUAGAAAAAUCAUAAAGCUUGUUCAGGCUUUGAGUAAACCUUGAAUUUGUAUUGUAAGUAUAGUUCAAAAAAAGUACAGUAUGAGAAAAAAAUCUGUGCUGUCUGAAACGAACUACUUAAAAAUAAUGAAACAAAAGGAAAUGGUUAAUAUUGAAUAAAAGAUCAUUGUGUACACCUGUUUUCUAAUUCCUUGCAUUUUCUAGGCAGCUUAUAAAAACAAAUAGACAAUGUAAUACAGUCAUGUGUAUAAGUCUGGGCUGUUUUUUCUUUUUCUAAAAUGAAAAACCUUAUAGGCUUUGAUAAACAUUCUUUUCUAACAACUGGUUUUAGUGCUUUGACUACUGCAAGAGGCAUUAGAGAAAUCAGAUGGUGGUAUCAUUCAAAAGAAACAUCCAGGAGUUUUUACUCUAGGACAAAGGAAAACAAAACUUUUUGUGGUACAGGUCACAGAUUAAAAACAAUCUGCAUGUUGGACUGGAAUUUCUCAGAACCUCCAGAAUAAAGUAUACUGUACACUUUUCCUUGCUUUCUGUUAUGCACUGUAAUGAAAUGUGAAAAAACCCCCGCUGUAUUUAGCUGUAUGUGAAUGAAACAUGCUUGUAUUUAGCAAAAUUGUUAAUGUGAUUAUGUGAAAUUCAAAUCUUGUAAAGAAAAACUUGUGUUUUUUCCUUCCCCCGCACUCCCAUUCUUCAUCAGUAAGCCAUCUAGUAACUCUGUACUUCUACACAGCAACCAUGACUGAAAAUCCAAUACAAACUAAUAAACAACAUGCACUCUGUUUACAACAAA